CUGUCGGUGAAUAACUGCGUCUCUCCCGCUUGCGUGAGCAGCCUCGAGCAGAGGCAAGCCGUAGCUCCAGCUGUUCGCCAGGGAGCCGGAUAAACUGUAUUUGUGCGUGGCUCUCGUCGAGCUGACGGCCAGAAGGUGAAUGAGGUUGAUGCUGCUGUGUUGCAACUGGAAGGACGAACGCAUGGGGGACGACGAAGCUGGUGGGAGGUUGCCGGUGUGUACCAGCUGCAGACAGAGGAUCUAUGAUGAACAGUAUCUUCAGGCCCUGAAUUCUGAUUGGCACACCGCCUGUUUCAGGUGUUGUGAGUGCAGUGCUUCCUUGUCCCACUGGUACUAUGAGAAAGAGGGACGGCUCUUCUGUAAGAAGGACUACUGGGCCCGGUUUGGAGAGCUGUGCCAUGGGUGCUCCGAGGCCAUCUCCACUGGCCUCAUCAUGGUUGCAGGAGAGCAGAAGUAUCACCCAGAGUGCUUCACCUGCCUGAGCUGUGGGGCCUUUAUCGGUGAUGGGGACACAUAUGCUCUGGUAGAGCGGUCCAAACUCUACUGUGGGCAGUGUUACUACCAGACCAUAGUAACCCCGGUGUCCCAGCCAGACUCUCCAUGCUCCAGAAUUCCACACACAGUGACGCUGGUGUCCAUUCCAGCCUCUACAGAGGGCAAGCGAGGAUUCUCUGUGAGCAUCGAUCAGGAUCUCACGCCCAACGGCCUGGGUCCUGAGCUUAGCCCCACCGUGCGUGUGUCUGAAGUGGACUCAGACUGUAUCAGCCCCGGUGUGAAGAACUCCAUCCAUGUAGGUGACCGUAUCCUGGAGAUCAAUGGGACCCCCAUCCGGAACGUUCCACUCGAUGAGAUUGACCUGCUGAUCCAGGAGACGAGUCGGCUGCUGCAGCUGACCAUUGAGCAUGACCCCCACGACCCCGGGGUCCCGGGCGACCAGGUGGACGGGCCCAGCCCUCUGCUGGAGGUGGACAGCCCUCCCCAGCCCAUCACUCAUCCCCCCCACCCAGACAUCUCCAGCCUCCGCUCGCGAGCGAUCACGCGUAGCUGCAGUAUUGAUAAGUCUCCCGGCUCGAGUGCCGCAGCCUCCCCCUUGUCUCUGAGGAAGGAUAUUGGGCGCUCUGAGUCCUUGCGUGUCGUCUCCAAAGACAAGACACACCGAAUCUUCCGCCCCUCUGACCUCAUCCAUGGAGAGGUGCUAGGCAAGGGCUGUUUUGGACAGGCCAUAAAGGUGACUCAUCGGGAGACCGGGGAGGUGAUGGUGAUGAAAGAGCUCAUUCGCUUCGACGAGGAGACUCAAAGAACCUUCCUGAAGGAGGUGAAAGUGAUGCGCUGCCUGGACCACCCCAAUGUCCUCAAGUUCAUCGGGGUCCUCUACAAGGACAAGCGGCUCAACUUCAUCACCGAGUAUAUCAGGGGAGGAACACUGCGAGACAUCAUCAAAAACAUGGAAAGCACUUAUCCAUGGAACCAGAGAGUGAGUUUUGCGAAGGACAUUGCCUCUGGGAUGGCGUACCUGCAUUCCAUGAAUAUAAUCCAUCGUGAUCUGAAUUCACACAACUGUCUUGUUGGAGAGAACGACAGCGUGGUGGUGGCGGAUUUUGGACUGGCGCGUCUCAUGGUGGAGGAUAGAACCCCAAGUAAGCCGGCUGCUGGGAAGAUUUCAGGGAUGAAAAGGCCUGAUCGGAGGAAGAGGUACACAGUGGUGGGUAACCCCUACUGGAUGGCCCCUGAGAUGAUCCACGGAAGGAGCUACGAUGAGAGAGUGGACAUCUUCUCCUUCGGCAUCAUGCUGUGUGAGAUUAUUGGUCGAGUGAAUGCAGACCCAGACUAUCUGCCCCGCGCCAUGGAUUUUGGGCUGAAUGUUAGGGGCUUCCUGGACCAUUACUGGCCCCCAGAUUGCCCCCGCCCCUUCUUCCCCAUGGCAGUCUUGUGCUGUGAUCUGGAUGCAGAAAAACGCCCUCCCUUUGCCAAGCUGGAGGAGUGGCUGGAGAACCUGAAGAUGCACCUGGAGCUCCGGCUCCCCCUGGUGUCUGAGCUGGAUCAGGUCCAGCGGGCUUUCUGGGAGAACCACGCCCAGUCGGAGAACGGGCUUCAUACACACUCCGAGCAGCCUGAGUAAUCCAGCCAGACUGACGUGGCCCAAGCGGACCAAAGUGGACCGGCUGCUGGUCUCCCUGUGGAUUGGGGGUGCAGGCUGGGGUGGAGCAUACCUGUGCCCACUUCAGAGUGGUCAUCCGAUGCUCACAGAACUGUAGAUGACUUGUGAGGCCACACGGCGGGGUGCUGUUGUGUAUGCAGGGGAAACCCACAACCGGAAGUUAAGUUCUCUGGAAUCCCACUUAAACAAAGGCACUUUGUCAUUGCAUUGUCUUGGCUUCAGUCAGGUCACUAGUAUUCAUGAAACCUAUCGCAGAAUGAAUGUGAACAUCAUUGUAUUGUAGUUGUACCACUAAAUUCAGUGGCUUAUUAUCAUCCCUUGAAGACACUAAAAGUGUUCUCUGAAGGGGGACUUGAGAAAUUUAGUCUUCCUAGUCCAUUCAUGGUACAUACUUCUCUCCCACAUAAAAUA
Megalops cyprinoides (Indo-Pacific tarpon) is the source of this 2569-nucleotide messenger RNA. RefSeq names its product LIM domain kinase 1-like. Gene Ontology annotation, cellular component: cytoplasm; neuron projection; nucleus. Lineage: Eukaryota; Metazoa; Chordata; Actinopteri; Elopiformes; Megalopidae. Gene Ontology annotation, molecular function: protein serine/threonine kinase activity; ATP binding; protein binding. The coding region runs from base 140 to 2119 and encodes 659 amino acids. The transcript has 16 exons. Gene Ontology annotation, biological process: actin cytoskeleton organization; positive regulation of stress fiber assembly; protein phosphorylation. The record is from RefSeq and is a predicted model, not a curated record.